GGCUCGCUCGACGCACGCGUUUCCACGUCCCAACGAACUGUCAAUGUCAAACUCGAAAAAUACGUUCCAAUUUAAAAAAAAGUGACAUUAAAAUAGGUGUUUACAAACAAUCACUGCUCUAAGUGUCGUGUUGUUUUUUUUAAUCGGGAUUUGAACAACGGCAAAGAGCGCUUCUUGAAUGUCACCGAUUUUCGCAAAGGAGGCGUAGCGAACGAUGGUCAGCGGGAUAAACGAAAAAUAAUCUUUUCAAACGACAAUAUGAAAUGAAUAAUGGAGUCACCGGUCAGGAUAUGUUUCGGUGCGGCAUUAGUAGUAAAUUUACUACUGAUUAGCAUGACAGUGAGUAGUGCUUUGUCACAAUCGACACAAAGCACGGCCAAUGACGAAAAGCUCUCCAGAUACAACGGAUUAAAUCAAACGUCGUGGAUUCGUAGCUCUGAUGCAUCGAAUGAACUGAACCCUAAGGACAACUCCGAAGAGCAUACAGACAAAAACGCUAAAUACAAAGAUAGGGGAAGGAUCAAAUUUCAUUCUCUUUUCAAAUCCACUACAGCAAGUCCGUUGCGUAAAGCAAGUUCUACAGAGUCAGGCGAUUUUGUAAUAGUGACGCCAGCAACGGAAAUAAAAAAAACAUCACGAUAUACAGAAAUUACCAAAAGUGUUAAAAAAGACAAUUCUCCUGUUAGUAGUACGACACCGGUUGCUGUAAAAAAUGGAGAAGAGAGCAUUGAAGAAUAUGAUGACGAAGACGAGGAAGAAGAAAGGGAAACGCUGCAAAAGUUUUCUUCGAACAAAUUCCAUGAAAGCUUUUUUAAAAUACCGAGUUUCGGCGAUGACAACAACGAGAGUUCCAACAAUAAAGUAAGAGAAGAUUUCAGCAGUCCCUCCUAUGGAUUCUCGAGUUUCUUCCCAAAAGAAACUUCAUUCGGCUAUGGGCACAAUGAUAACAAAAAUAAUUUCAAAUCGGAAAGUUUCUUUGAUUUCGACAGUGAUCUGACUACGCCGAAGAACGACUUCUUUGAUAAAAAAUACCAAGAGAUCUCAGGUAGUAUUAUAAAAAAAUUAGAAACUAUUAAAGCUAAAUCGCCACCGCCUAACAUCACUAAUGUACACAAGAUCGUCAAAGAGAAUGUUGGCCUAGAGAGGUUAGGGAAUAACACACCGACUAACAAAUCUACUGUUUUUAUAAAAAAUACCAAAGAGAUACGUGUUUUAGACAACGAGGGAGCUGGUAGUGCUAACGAACAAUUAUCAGAUGUACACGGCACUAGUAUUUAUUAUGAAAUGUCUGUACUAUCGACAGAAACCUACGCGAUCAAUCAUUCUAAUGAUGACGAUUGUGAUAAUGAUACGUUACCAGCAGAACCCACCAUGAGCACAUCAUCUGAAGAAGAAUUGGCAUCAAUAAAAACAACUACGCCAACACCAAUUCAAGUUUCUACUAGACCACCGUUUCCAGAUCCAACAGUUGAAAACGUCUCAACACUUUCAUCAAAUUACGUGCCGAUUUCGACUGCUUUGCCAAUAUUUAACUCAAUAAUUCCGGUUUCGACGCAAAACUACAUAUCUUCAACAGAGAGAGUAACCAGAGUAUUCUCAAGUAGUUUUAGUAGGAACAGGAAUUAUUCAAAGAGGCUUAAUCUAAGCGGUGUUAAUGAUUCACCUAAUAGUGUGACAUUGAAGACCGGCACACCAACUCAUAAACCUCUAACUAGGAAGUUCCACUACACUACACAAAGAGUCAGGCCAGUUUGGAUGGCACCAAAAAGAAAUGUAACCAAGCCAGCUUAUCAGCGUCUGACGACUCCGACAACGAUUUACUCGGAGCAUUUCAACAUCAAAGACAAAUAUACAACUACACCCAGACCGAGGCCGUCUAAUAAAGUAACACUUACUACAGUAACGUCUGAAAUAGAUCCUGUGCUUCAGAGUGAUGUAGGAGGCUUCAAAAAAGUGGUACACUCUCAUUCAAUAUCCGAUAAUACGAUACCAUCAUUAUGGAAAAGGGGAUCCACAAAGUAUAGAACAUCAACUGCCACUUCAGACGAAGUUUCUAAUGUGAGUGAAAUGGAAAUACCACCUACUUCUAUAGUGUGGGCUCUGGCUAGCUUACGAAGCCCCUCCAGAAACUCAACAGGGUACAAAACUGACGAUGAAAAUGAGUUACAAAAAGUAGGAGAAUUAUUAGAAAAGAAUGAAACAAAAACAUCGACGACCACGAUUGCAACAACCAUGGAAAUAACCGAAGAAAUUACUAACAAAACAAUAACAGAAGUUGAACAAAAUAAACUUCCUUGGCAGUCUGUGCAAGCUUCGACACCACCCAUCAACGACAUGCAAAACGAAACCAUUAUAGAAAAUAAAACAGAAAGGGUCACAGCUGAAAGCAAUAUUUUAGUUCAGAGCAGCCCCGAACCAAGUACCACGGAAACGGACACCACUAAAUCAACCACUAAAGCAUUCAAACCGGCUUGGGUUUCAGCUACAACAGAAACGGAACAAAAUAUGACGGAAAAAGAUAAUCUUGUCAUUAAAAGAGGUUUUGAAUCGAUUACGAAAUUACCUUCAGGGAUAACUACACCACAAGACGAAACGGAAGAUUUAAACCAAAUUACGACAAAAUUGCCUAAAACAAGAGACGAUUUUGAAAUAACAACAAUCAGAUUUUCGUACGUACCGACACAGACGACGGAGACGCCUGACGAUUCAGAGUAUGAGUUAACAACCUUCAAUUGGCGGCCGGUAUUUCCCACUAGAACCCAAGCGACAACUAUAAAAGAUGAGCCAAUAACCACUUAUCGUCCUAAGUUUAUAACAACAACUGAGCUUCUAGAGGAAUCUACUACUAUAGAAGAUACAACGCCUCCCGUAAUAGAAUUAUCUUCGCAAAUUAUUGAAAACGCAACAGAAGAUAUUGUCCAAACUACUGAUAUAAAUGAACCUACUAUUGUAUCAACUAAAGCUAUUGAAAUUAAUGAAGCUACCACUAUACCUAAUAAAAUUACUGAAAAUAUUAAAACUACUACUAUUUCUGCAACCACUGAAAUUAAUGAACUUACUACAAUUAAAACCACAACUACUGAAUUUAAUGAACCUACACAACCUAUAACAACCGAAGCUACUGAAAUUAAUGAACCUUAUACUACACCAACUACUCAAGUUCCUACAACCAAACAAAUCACUACCGAAACCAGUACCACUACUACCACUGAAGCAGCCACUGAAGUUGUAAGUGAAACACUCCCGAUCACAGUUACAAAAACAACCACAACGUCAACAACCACUCCACCUACAACAACUAUGACGACAACACCUCUAGAAGACACCACAACGAUUGUAAUAGAAGUGGUAACCGAAAUAAAUACAGAAAAGGAACGUACCAUAACUGCUGCAAUGCCAACGGAAACACCAAAACCAACUGCCGAAUACACUUCAGAGAAUAUAGAUGAUAAUGAAGUGAUAGAUCAAACUACCACUCCAAGCAUGCCGUCUGUUGCACCGACUAUAGUUGUAUCCACAUCAAAAGUACCAAUUUGGACUACUACAACUGCAGCAGUAGAAUAUACUACUGAAGCCGUGGAGACUUCACAAGAGAACGGUAAAAUAGUAUCCAGCACUGAUAGCGAGAUGGAAACGACAAGGGCCGUGAGCGAUUUGGAGGAUCUGACCAGUUACGCCGGUGAAAUGACCACGGAAGCUUCCUCGAGGGUUCUGAAUUCGGAGGACAGUGGAACAGGAGUAGCUGUCGCUAUAGCCGUCAGCACCAUCGGGGUCAUCGCUUUGGUUCUGCUCAUUGCAUUGUUGCUUGUGGUUCGCCGUCGGGGCAGGAGAGGUAUAUACGCUCAGAGAUGUACUCCUGUCUCGUUGGACGCAUACAGUUUGGACAGUGUCAGUGUCGGGCACAGGAAGGGAAACCAGCGACUGAGGGCCAGUAAGCGCAGUUACGGUAACCCUGCUUAUGAUGAUGAGGUCACUUCUCAUCCAAUGCAGUACUCGGCGUUAGCUUCUUUCGCAAUGGACAUAGAAUCUAUAACGGCCGAAUUCGUCGAGAUACCAUCGGUAUCCGUGAGACCUGAGGAGGUGCCUCCAGGUUGCGAGGACAAGAACAGGUACUCCAACGUGCUGCCGCUGCCGGAGACCAGAGUCCCGCUGUGCAGGAUUGGAAACGACCCCACCACAGAAUACAUCAACGCUAAUUAUAUUACGGGUCCAGGUAAUAUAAAGAACUACUACAUCGCGUGCCAGGCUCCCCUCGCCAACACCGUUGGAGACUUCUGGAGAAUGAUUUGGGAACAGAACUCAAGACUUGUAGUCAUGCUCACUGAAUAUAUGGAGAAUGGAGUGGAAAAGUGUUACGAGUAUCUUCCACCAUCAGAGGUGUCCGAUAACAAGAGGUCCUUCGGGGAUUUCAAGAUAAUCCUGAAGAAACGCGAGCAAAAAGACAAAUACGCCAUCUCCAGCGUUCAACUGAUCAACAUGUCGACCAGAACGUGGCGGGAAAUAAUCCACCUGUGGUACUUCUGGCCGGCGAAAGGAGUUCCAGACGACUACGAUUCAAUAUUAGACUUCCUGUCCGAAAUGAGGAAUUAUAUGAAGAUCUCGCAAACGGCGAAGGAAUAUGACGAGGAAGGCGUGGAAGUAAUCUACGAAGACCAGAACCGUUCAUCGUUCAGCAACCUAACCAAGUUGCGGAGCGAUGACAACGGCUCCGGAAACGGAGUGAACGUGUACUCACCGGCCAAGGCCGAGGAGAUGAUGAGGAGGCACACCAACGGAACCUUGGGCCGAAUGAAAGCGGCUUGCGAAGUCGAAGGCGUCCGUCCGUGCGUGGUGACGUGCGCGUCGGGAGCGGGUCGCUCGGCGGUGCUGGUCGCGCUGGACGUGUGCGCGCGCGCGCUGGCGGCGGGCCGCGCCGACGUGCCGCGCGCCGUGCGACACCUGCGCGCCCAGCGACCGCACUCGCUCUCCAACAGACACCACUAUAUCCUGCUCUAUAAGGUGCUUAGCGAAUAUGGGAACAAGUUGACGGGCGGCGGAAUCGACACUAUCUGAAGUAAACAGAAUUCAUAUAACUAAAGUAUAAUUAAAUGUAUACAAUUAGAAGUUUUUACGACACGAGGUGCUUUGAGUAUAUGACUCCGGUGCAGUUUUGGUUAAAGCUAUUCCGACAUUUUCAUCUUGUAUAUUGAUACAAUGAAAAUUAAUUUUACGAUUUAUUCUCGCAUUUUGUUAUUGUCUUUACUAUACUGUAUGAAUAGCAAAUACAUUUUAACGUUAAUUUUAGAUCUCGUAAAAGGAUAAUUAAUUAACUUAAGGGAUUUUUAUAAGAGGAUUGUGAUGAAAAAAAUGUUUUUAUUGCGCAGAUGGGUGAGUUAGUUUCGACUUAUCCUAUAAUAAUAAAAACUAUUGAAUAAGACCGAAGGCUAGAUUUUAAGUUUUUUUCAGAAGAUAUUGAUAAUUCGAAAUAUGUUUUUUUUAGUUGUUUCACUAAUGCUAGUGAACUGUUUGACAUUAGAAACGUCAGCAUUAAUAUUUUUCAAUAUUUUAUUCGGUAGUCAUAUUUUCGACAUUCCUCGAAUAUAAUCUAAUAAAAAAAUUAACUCAUUUGAAUGUGUGACUUUUAGGUAGGUUUUGAACCAACUUCAUUUAAAACAAAAGGUUCCCAGUUCAGGGUGUUAAACCUUUUCGUUUACCAAAGGAUUUCAUGAGAUUCCUAUCCAAGGCAAUUUGCGGUAGGCAGCGGCUUAGCUCUGCCCCUGGCAUUGCUGAAGUCCAUGGGCGACGGUAACCACUCACCAUCAGGUGGGCCGUAUGCUCGUCUGCAUACAAGGGCAAUAAAAAAAAAGGCAAUGUGGAAGUAAUCUAAAUUGGCACCAUAGUCUGAACACAGAGAUAGAUAGACACAUUAUAAGUAAAAAAAGAUUAUAGUUUUGUAAAUAUAAUUUACUUUAUUUAUUAAUUAUUAUUACCUUUGAACAAUUCUAUAAAUGUUAAUUGCUAUUUGUAUAAUGUUUAAUUUUAUUAAAAAAAAAACAUAAGAAAGGGCUCCUAUUUACAUUUUUAAUUUAAUUUUACGCAUAAAAUUACCUGUGAUUUCUUUCUAUUAAGGAUAAUCUAUUUUUAUUAAUUUUGUAAUAUGAAAUUAAGUUAAUUGAUGAAGUCAAUGUGUGGGCUUCGAAGCUUUGGUCUACAUUAGUCGCUAGCUUAAAGAACGUUGGAUAUAAAAUUGCAACAGCCAUGACUAUAAAAAUAGGUUUCAUAAACACCAUAAACCAUUUGGCACAGAAAUGUAAUUCUGAUGUUGCUUCUGGGCAAUUACAAUUUUAAAUGUUCAAUGUUCAUUAAUCUAAUGACCGUGUCAUGUACCUAGCAAAAGUACUAUAUUUAAAAUUAAUGAAUUAAACCCUAAAGAUAAUUAUUACGUUUGAAGACCAAUAUGAUUUUAUACGUAUUUUUAGAUAGCGUGUUAUAGUUUAUGAUAUUUGUAAUGUUUCGUAAAUGUAAAAAAAACACGUUUGACAUUUUGACGUUUUCAAUAUUUACAU
This is a messenger RNA of Bombyx mandarina (wild silkworm), 6545 nucleotides long. RefSeq lists its product as uncharacterized. Lineage: Eukaryota; Metazoa; Arthropoda; Insecta; Lepidoptera; Bombycidae. Gene Ontology annotation, molecular function: protein kinase binding; protein tyrosine phosphatase activity. The record is from RefSeq and is a predicted model, not a curated record. Gene Ontology annotation, biological process: protein dephosphorylation; signal transduction. Gene Ontology annotation, cellular component: cytosol; plasma membrane; cell junction.